Molecule: messenger RNA, 1647 nt
Organism: Psammomys obesus (fat sand rat)
Lineage: Eukaryota; Metazoa; Chordata; Mammalia; Rodentia; Muridae
Product: ERV-BabFcenv provirus ancestral Env polyprotein-like
Exons: 1
Coding region: 1-1647 (548 amino acids)
Source: RefSeq, a predicted model, not a curated record
AUGUCCCACCCCACCCCACCGAGCACGAAGCUGGCCCACCCCUCGCUGACGGGUCAAGGACUGAGGAGGCCAAGGAGAUGCUGUCCCAGACGGGACAACAAGAUCUCCAAGGACAUCCACAACCUGGGGGCCCCUGCUCAGGCCAUGUGCCGCCUGCGGGCUCCCCUUUCCUCUAUUCUCAUGGCUGCUUUUGUUGUUCUUCAUUCUAACUCCGCUACUGCCCAGCCUCUUCCUCACCCUCGAAAUACCCACUGGAGAUUCUUUGCUAGGGAGAUCUACCACGGACAUGACAAAGUCAUAGGAACCCAGGACUGCCCACUGGAAGGAUGCCAGACCGCCAUUGAGAUCCCUCUACGCCCUGAUUCCAUCUCCACCACGUCCGACCCUUUCCUCUGCUUUCCUUACCGCAACACCGGCGCCUGCCUCCGGGAGGCCUCCUCGUACGGAGGUUGCAGGUACCAGAGGUGCCAAAUUGAAUCCGCCGGCCGCAGUGGCACCAUGCUCGCCAACCUUAACACUCAUUUUCAGCUUUCUAUCGGCGAUCCCUGGGACGAGCGAUGGCAGACAGGAGUGGUGGGGAAGCUCUACCCUAACAGCCACGCCAAAUCCCCAGUAGCCGACCUGCGCGUGUCCUGCCUGCUCGUCCCUGUGUCCACACCUGUCACUGACCGACGCGUUAAAGAUCUUCAGCAGAAGACUCACACUCGAAAGCAGGACCAAGCUGCUGUCUCCUGGCUACAAUACAUCCAAUACACCGCCGGCCUCCUAUCCCUAACCACCCACCGAAACGCCUCUGAGUGCUUCCUCUGCGCCUCCCUCUCCCGGCCGCCACUGACAGCCAUUCCAGCUAACAUCUCCAUUCACGAACCCCUCGGGCCCUCACCCCCAGGAAAGUUACAAAACGUUCCUCUCUUCGAUCUGUCCUUCCCCCUUUGCCUCGUAAGCCCCUCUUCAAGGUCCCAUCCUUCGUGUUCCCGUGACGUCACCGUCACCGAGCCAGUAUGUGUUCGCCCUCCCGCUCUUCUCUGGUGCAACAAUGUUACCAGUGCCUGCGUUAACCCCCCCUUUCCAGGUUUCUGCACCCCGGUAAUAGUUGUUCCCCAGGUCUAUCUCUACGAGCCUCAAGAGCUCCCUUUACAGCUGGGAGGAGACGGAAAGACAAGAGAGGGCUUCGUUCCUCUGCUCAUCAGACUGGGUGUCAGGGACUUGCUGGGCCCCACCGGAGCCCCUGGGGCAGCCUUUGUCCAAAUGCACCAUCCUGCUGGUGACUUCCAGGAGAACUUCGACCAGGCCACAGCUUCCUCCACAAUCGACAGUCUUGAUUCCCUCCAGCCCCAGGUCACCUCCCAAGCAGGGGUUGCUCAACAAAACCGAAGACGUCGGUACUUGGCGGCUGCUGAGCAGGGAGCCACUUGCUUUUUCCUGGGGGAGGAAUGCUGCUUCUACGUGAAUAAAUCCGGACUGGUAGAACAAAAUGUACAGAAGCUCAAAGAGCUCCAGCGAGAGCUCCAGGAGGGCAGCCUUACCUCACGGUACUCCACUCCCCUAGCGGCUUGGCUCGUCCCCCUCCUUGUUUCUACUUUGGUUCUUGGGGCCCUCCUGACAGGCUACCUGAUCAAAUAUCAGAAAACCAGAAAUGACAGAUAA